Molecule: messenger RNA, 1794 nt
Organism: Thlaspi arvense
Lineage: Eukaryota; Viridiplantae; Streptophyta; Magnoliopsida; Brassicales; Brassicaceae
Source: the annotation of a GenBank genome assembly
AUGAGGAGGAAUUGGUCGGUGGGGAUCUCCUUCAUGGUUCUCACAUUGAUCUUCGUCAUCCGUUAUGAUCAUAAACUUGCAACGAAUCACACUGUGAUUGAUUCCAGUAUACAACAAGGAGAGAGCGUUCAUGAAUCAGCAAAGAAACGACAUUUUGUGAAUUUGGAAGAUCUUGAUUACCUCUUUUCAAACAAGAGCAUUCCAGGAGAAGGAGGAGAUUCGAGCGGAUUGCUUGUAUGGUCUCUUAUGCGACCAUUCUUAGAAAGGCCAGAUGCUUUGCCAGAAACCGCUCAAGGGGUUGAGGAAGCUACAUUGGCGAUGAAAGGUUUAGUCUUUAUGACCAGUAAAGAGAAAGGAGCUUCUUUUUCUGCUAAGGCCUCUACGGAAACUAGAAGAAACUGUCCAGAUUUCGUCUCUGCAUUUGAUGGGGAUUUGCUUGACCUUCCAUGUGGUUUGAUUAAAGACUCUUCAAUAACUUUGGUUGGUGUUCCUGAAGAACAUUCUAGAAGCUUCCAGAUUCAGCUCGUUGGCUCGGGACUAUCAGGAGAAACCCGUCGUCCAAUCAUCUUGCGUUAUGAUGUGAAUUUCUCUGAGCCAUCCAUAGUGCAAAACACAUGGACACAACAGCUCGGGUGGGGAAACGAAAUGCGAUGCCCGUCUCAUGGAUCGUUUGAGAAUCAAAGAGUUGAUGAGCUUCCUCUCUGCAACCAACAUACCGGUAGAAUUGCUUUGGAGGAGAGUCCCAACGAUGAUGCAACGAUGGAGUCUUCUCUUGGAAAUAUUAAUUUUCCAUUUGUCAAAGGGAAUCCUUUCACUGCCACGUUGUGGUUUGGCUUACAAGGUUUUCAUAUGACGGUGAAUGGGCGGCAUGAGACUUCAUUUGCUUACAGGGAGAAGCUCAAGCCGUGGUUAGUCAGUGCUGUCAAAGUCUCAGGUGGCCUGAAACUGUUAUCUGCCUUAGCCACAAGACUGCCCGUUCCGGAUGACCAUCCUUCGUUAGCCAUAGAAGAGAAGCUUAAAGCUCCAUCUCUCUCCGGAGCAAGAAUAUCAUUGUUGGUGGGUGUUUUCUCCACUGGGAAUAACUUUAAGCGGCGUAUGGCAUUGAGAAGAUCUUGGAUGCAAUAUGAGGCAGUAAGAUCUGGCAAAGUAGCUGUCCGGUUUCUCAUUGGCCUUCACAUCAAUGGGAAAGUCAAUUUAGAGAUGUGGAGAGAAGCUAAAGCAUAUGGAGACAUUCAGUUUAUGCCAUUCGUCGACUACUACGGUUUACUUAGCUUGAAAACGGUUGCGCUUUGCGUUCUCGGGACCAAAGUCAUCCCAGCAAAAUUCAUAAUGAAGACGGAUGAUGAUGCGUUUGUCCGGAUCGAUGAACUGCUAUCGAGUCUAGAAAAAAAACCGUCUAGUGCCCUUUUGUACGGUUUGAUAUCAUUCGGUUCAUCACCAGACCGUGAACAAGGCAGCAAAUGGUACAUCCGUAAAGAGCUAUGGCGUUUAGAUUCAUACCCUCCAUGGGCACAUGGCCCUGGCUACAUCAUCUCUCAGGAUAUCGCGAAAUUUGUGGUGAAGGGUCACCGUCAAAGAGAUCUAAGUCUUUUCAAGCUGGAAGAUGUGGCGAUGGGGAUAUGGAUUGAGCAAUACAACCAGAGUGUAAAAAGAGUCAAGUAUAUCAAUGACAAGAGAUUCCAUAAUAAUGGCUGUAAAUCAAAUUACAUCCUUGUUCAUUACCAAACUCCUCGGCUUGUUUUGUGUCUGUGGGAGAAGUUGCAAAAGGAGAGCCAAUCUGUUUGCUGUGAAUAG